CGGAAUUUGAUCGUUCACGAUACACAAGCCGUGCGCCGACCCUCACAAUUCGAAACGAUUCGCCGGAGCCGAAGUGGAAACCGGAAGGUAAUACCACUAUAGGCAAGUAGCGCUAUUAUGGAAGAUGAAGAUGGUGAAAGUAAAGUCAUGGAUAUGUGGAGCAUUCUGGGAAAACAGCAACUUAAAGAUACUUCUAUUGGAAAUUCGUUAAAGUCGAUCGAUGCGUACGAUGCAAUAGAGGAAGAGAAGCAGCUGUUACAAUACAAUUCGAUUACGACCAAAGAUUCGCCUAGCAAAAAUAACAGUACAGGAACGAAGAUCGUGUUUAAAGGUUUCAAGAAACGUAUCUUGGCACAAGCCCAGGAGACGCAAACGAACGCGUUGAAAAAUGUGAUACAAGAACAACAGCAAUUGUUGCAUUCGAAUGCGUCGCCGAAGAGUAGCAAGGAGAAGAGGGCAGACAUCAAACGGGGCAAAAUAACUGAAUAUGCACAGUAUUUGGGUCUUCGACCGUCGUCGAAGAGCAAGUGCUCGAAGUGUCAGCCGUCGUCAAAUUCAUGUUCCACGUUGAAGCAAAAUUCGUGCACGUGCAACUCGACGAUGGCGCCUAUGCCCAGUACAUCGGAAUCGUCCACGGUGCCGCGUUCACCUAAUUUUAAGAUCACGAGGAAGGUUUACCUCUGCGCGGCAUGCGGCACCUAUUUCGAGAAUUGGAAUCUGUUUCUACACAUGAGGGACAUCCACAAACGGCAUAUAUGCUUGUUUUGCCUCGGGAUGUUCGGCCAGGCAGAGAGGCUCUCGCAUCAUCUGAUGAAGAAACACAGUGUCCCAGAGAUGUCGUUUACCUCCGUCGACGAUUUUUAUGGUGCUUUCAAGGGAUCGUGUUAUUUAGUUUGUUGUACGUGUGAGAAAGUUUUUUCGGAAACUGACAACUUCUACAACCACUUCUGUUCGCCGGCGUCUAAGCAGGACAUCGCCACGUCUAUAUGUACGUUGUGCAGGCAAACGGGUUCGCAUGCGAGUACAUGCAGCUUGGCCGUCAACGCGAGCCAAGAGGUGAAUUCUACGAUAUCGUCUGCUACGCAGUCACCCAAGAUGCUUGAGAAAGCUGUGAGCAGUGGGAAUAAGAUGAUUCCCAGGAAACUUGUGAGAAAUAGUAGAGCUAAACACGUGGAAGAUGGUGUGUCGAAUCAACAGAAAGUGAAUAUGAAAAGGACUGUGAAUAAAGUUGCUGUGUCGCAGCGGAAUGAAAAGUCGGUUUCUGACGAGGCGAUAAACAGGGAUGAAACUAUACAGGGUGCAAUUAAAGACACAGUUGCAGAGACGAUAAUGGAGGUCUCGCAAUACGUCGAAGAUUCCUGCGAGGAGAAGGAAGAGAAAGAGGUUUGUCAGAAUAAUUCGGAAUUAAAUUCAAACGAAACACCCAGCCAUAAUAUGCCAUAUGAUAGUAUAGAGGAAACUAUUAUGGAAGUAUCACAAUGUACAAAUAAUAUAGAGGAAGAUUCGAACAAUAUAAAUAAGGAAGAGGAUGUAGAUGCAAUGGAUGUAUCGGAUGUAUCUAAUAAAUUAGAAACAGUCUCGAACGAAGUAGCCAAACCUGAUACAGAAACGUCAUGUCCAGAUGAGGAUGUUGAUAUAAAAAAAGAUGAAGUCAAUGUGCUGGAAGAAGCGGAAGAAAAUGUGAUUAAAGAGAAAGCAGAGGAAACUGCGACGAACGAUUCUAAUUCUCACAUAUCCGAAAGUCCUGCUCAAAGCCCUGUGAAUAGAUCACUGUUUAGCCCUCAACGCGAAUUGCCAGCGUCCGAUUUACUGUCCAAAGAAAAAGAAGCGUCUGAGAACGAGGAGAAAGAAAACGUCGACGUACCUAAUGAAUCUCAGUCUUCGGUAUCGUUCAGCACCAGUGAAACUUCCGAUAGAAGUUUAGUCAUAAAAAUAUUUACCAAUAGGAAUUCCCAGUUUUCUGUUGCGAGCAACAGCGAUAACGUAGACAACAAUCAGAAGCAUGAAGAGAACAAUAACGCGGAAAGUUCAGUAACAGAUGAGAAACAAUCGAAUAUUUUUAAAGAGGGGAGAGAAAAUAGUAAUAAUUAUCAAGUGAACGAUGAAGACAGUGACUCCGAUAGCGAUAAAUUGGCGGUGGUAGAUAAUGUUCACGAGGAAACUGAAAUCGAAGAGGCGAACGAGUCGAAAACAGUGGUGGAAGAUAAAAGCGAGACGAGCGUAAACAUCGAAAGUGAAGAAAAUGAAAUUGGAAAUUCUAUCGAUAUAGAUGUGAAUGGGAAGGAAGACAAAGAAUUGAAAAACGACGAUGAAAGUCAGACGGAGAGCGCUGUACAAUCUCAAAUACAGUGGAACGAUGGUAUUGUAUUGGCCGGGGAUGACGUUCCUUGCAUGGAUCUUAACGUUGACGGUACUUUGGAUAGUAUAGACAUAGAAGAUUUGUUGAAGCGCUGUAUAGAGACAGCUAGCCCGUUCUGCGUUUACUGUAAUCAUGCACGCCAUAUAGCGGUGAACGGUAAACAGUUAGGAUUACACAUGUUAGCCGAACACAAAUUUCAACCCCAGCAUCCUGCCAUAAUUAUUCAACUGGAACAAUUCGUCGGUAGAGUGAAAAAGUCCCUCGACGAAUUAGAACUUCAAUUCUUUAAUUUAGAUUCUUACAGCAGCUCAAACGGUACGUACAAUGUACCGGACGUAAGGACAUACGAAUGCUUUCAUUGUAGAUUUCACUCCGCCGUGCAUAAGGAACUUUAUUUACAUAACCGAAAAAUGCAUCAAAAGACGAUCCUGAUCUGUAUAAUGUGUAAAUCUACGUUUUAUAGUUAUAGCGAGUUACUUUGUCACUUGUGUCCUGGAAUAUAUUCUCCGAACAUUAACGUCAAGUACAGGUGUUGUCUCUGCCCCAUGGCCAACCUUCCAUCCGCGUUUAGAUUAAUGGUACAUUUACGAAAGAGGCAUCAUGCGUGCGACGUAUGCUUGGAGGCGACCGGGAACCAGCAACGGCUCUCGAACCACGUUUGGAAGCACAAGCUUCAUCAUUUGUGCUACAGAUGCGGUAUCGCGUACAGAAACAAGCCGGACAUCACGAAACAUUUAUUUUGGAAACACGGCACAGAGAGCGUACUAUGCAAAAAGUGUUUGCAGAAGAAGUGGCCACACAUAUAUCAUUUUUGUAUACCGCCGACGGCGUUCGUCUGCGAGGAAUGCGGCUCCAGUUUUUCGCGGGCCGUCGCCUUGAAAGUACACAAGAGGCUUCAUUCCGGAGACCAUCCGUACGGUUGCGAUGAAUGUCCCGAACACUUCAUCUCCCGGAAGCUGUUGACCAAACACGAGAGUGCUCACAGGGAACCUCAACCGAUCAGUGCGAAUUUGUUGGACACGAUGAGUCAACCACCAGUGAUCGAUGAGGAGACAUCGGAUAAGGAUAAAGUAGCCGUAACCGAUGGCAACGCGAUUGCCUUUGAUACGACGAGGGAGAGUAAGGAACCUGUGAAAAAAGUCGUCGACGUUUACGACUUGCCACCUUUGAACUUGUCCUCCGAGAGUGACACAGAUCCUGAAGAUGAGAAACCAGAGACGAAAGAACCUGAAAUCGUUGAGAACGUUAAACCAGCCGAAGAAAACCCGGCGUCGCCGGUCGAUCAGUCGAAGUUAGUUCUCUCUGAACCAGGCGUAGAUAGUAUAGUAGAGGUGGAACAGAACGAGGAAGAAAAAGAGCAAGGGGCACAAAUUAUGGAUGGUAUCUGGGAUAAUUUUAAAACGUACACGGCGAGCUUAGAGAUGAAAGACUCGGCGAAUAGUUUCACGAUGAAAGAAUCUGAGCUCGAGAUGGACGUGGAAACGGACGUAGCGUUUCUGAGGAGUAUAGUAUUAGCCGACCACGAUUACUGUAUCGUGUGGACGAACAAAGAGAAGGAAGCGCAAUCAAAGUUGAACGAGAAAGAGGAGGGAAUUGUAAGCGGGGACCAAGAAUUGUUGAGCAAGAAGGAUCCGUUGGAUGGCAGUGGAGUUCAAACCACCAACGAGGAGGAUUCGAGCAAGAAGAAAACGAAAAGUCCGAAGAAGAAGAAACAAGGUGGAAGCACGUCGUCUAGCGAUUCGUCCAGCGACAGCGAUUCGAGCAGCUGUUCCUGUGGAACCAACUGCAGUUGCAGCAGUUCUUCGUCGGGUAGUUCUUCCAGUUCUAGUAGCAGUUCCGACUCUGACAGCUCAACUUCCGAGGGUUCUCCGAAGAAACGCAAGGAUCGAAAGAAGGACAAGGAGAAUCCACAGGAACUAGGAGCCGGACUCACCGAGCACGACAACAAGCAGGCUCUUCCGCAAAUGGAAACUGGUGCAGCGACCGUUUCCGCUGAACCAGUCUGCCCACCGCAGCUUCUGCUGCAGGAGUCCGAUCUCGAGACCGAGGAGACGGAAACGGACGAGGACUUUUACGACGAGCAUCCGCAGCAGCUCGCGAAUAAGUUGCUCGCGGAGAAACGGAAUCAGCUGAUGCUGUUGGCGGCCGUCGCUCCGGCAUCCACCGAGUCGACCAUGCCGUUGAAUAACGGUUUGACGGACACAGAAACGGCGGCACCCUCUCCGGAUCCCGUUCCACCUGCUGUGGAGGCGGAGCAGCAGACGCAGCAGAAGAAAAAGGUGAAGACGAAAAAACGGAAGAAAGGGGAGAGAUCGAAGCAGCGGAACGCGACGCCCACCAUCGAGUCUAUCAAAUUAAACAUUCCUAAAGCGUUUUACCAAAAGAAUCCGUCUUAUCCGGCUGCGUUGCCGUCGGUCGUACAGACGAACGUGUCGUUGACACCGACUGAGAACGAUAUGCACAUGACGAAGACCAAUGUCGAGGUCCAGCAAACAGUGGGAGCAACAGGUCAGGCGAUCAGCGGCAGUGGCUCGGAAGCGGAGAACAAGAGGUCGUCGAAACGAAAGCGAAUACCGAAGAGGUUCUACGGCGACUCCAGUGACGACGAAACGGAGAAGCAACCGACGCCGAAGUGGAGAAAGGUGGAGACGCCGACCUUCGCUCCGGUGCCGACCAUCGUGAAACCGUUGCCGCCAAGAUUACCUUACGGCGGCAAGGGCAUGGCGUACAGACCGAUGGAAAAUCCACAGGAGAAUCUAGUCGCUGCCAAUGCUUCCGCGACCGAAUCCGAAGAAGCUGCGGAGAGCAGCAGCGAUUCCAGUGACUCCGAGGUGGAAGCCAGCCAGCAGUUGCAUCCGACUGUGAGCAACCCUCCGGCGCCAGAGCGCCCGGUCAACCUGUACUGUUACUGCCAGUGUCCGUACGACGAAGUGUCAGAGAUGAUCGCGUGCGACGCUGAGGAUUGCCGCAUCGAGUGGUUUCACUUCGAGUGCGUCGGGAUCAUGGUGCCACCGAAAGGCAAGUGGUAUUGUCCAGAUUGUCGGAAGAAACACGGUAUCGUGCAAAAUAGCGAGGACUACUUCGACUGAUAGCAGCCGCUGAUGUCUGCGUGUUGAAUUUACUGUCUAAUAGGCAUACUAGGGAUACCCGUAAGUAAUAUAUGAAUUGAGAGAAGCGGGUAACUCUUAUACGUGUAUAGAGGUGCUCGUUUAAGUGUCGCGUGUUCGGUCGUUUAUCUCGGGAGAUCGGAGCUCCACGAAUCAGCCUUCAUUUCUCACGGCAUCGUUUGUUUAAAUACGUCGAGGACAAGAGUGAGAAAUGUCUGGUGCAAAAUAUAGAAAAUUAGAUAAAGGAAUAAGUGGACGUCACUUAGACGGGUACUGCUCUGUUGGGCAAUGAAUGUUCAAUUCUCUCUCCAUUUCUUUUUCUGUUUCUCGAAGCUGUUUAUGUAGAUGGACAGUGAAGUAUUCGAAUUAUUUAUUGGAUACCUGAGAGGAAAAAGAUACUCUUCUGGUUGAUCGUACGACUAAUUGCAGAGAGAUUUGGAUCGCUCUUUAAAGGUCUUAAUGUUAAGAAUAUGUGAUAUACUACCGAAAUACCGAAUAUAUAUUAAACAUUUUUUUAUUCAAAUAAAUGGUCGUACCGAUUAUACGAAUUCUGGGUUGAAAAUAUUGCCUAGGAAAUUAAAUAAUAUAUAAAUGUAAAACCACUGUGCAAUCGACUUUAACACUUUUAAAAGUGAAUAUUCUCAUCUUUCUCUUUAAAGUACGGAAAUAAUUAUUUAGGCCGUAUAAGGUAUUAAUGCUGUCUAAAGAAUUUUUUAAAUCGGAUGAUUCGAGCAAACAAUUUUCUAUAAUCCAGCUUAAUAUUAAACAAAUUAAAUAUCAUUGUACUUCUCGAAUUGAAAAAGUCUUGAAAUACUUAGAUAUUUGAAUGUAAUCUAAUGCACUUCUCUCGAAAAGAAAUUUGGAUUGAAUCUCCAAAGAAUUAUAAUAAUUUUGCGUGACAGGUAAUCUUCUACUCGAGUACAAAUUAUCAGAAAGUAAAGAAAGAGAGAGAGAAUCGAAGAGUCGUCGCUAUUUCCGAACGUUUUCUUUCUUUCUUCUCAGUCAGUGAGCAAACGACGUGUACACUGUUCCAUGUUGAUAUUUUUCUUAAGUCGAGCCUAUCGACGAUGAUAACGAGAGAAAGGGGAAAAAGCGAAUGAAACAUUUCUCUGUACAUAAUAUUGUAAAUACGUCUUAGAGUUUAUAACAGUGAAGUAAGGUUUUUUGUGUACAUUUGUUUGUACUUCUUUUAAAAACGACGGAAAAAACUGCGCGAUGUAUAAAUUUAUUGUAGCCGGUAAGCCAAUUAAUAGCGUUAAUUAGAGCGCGAUCGUAGGCUACGUCGUAGCGAGCGAGAGAAAAUUCUUCGAGCCUAGCGCGAGAGGGGAGGGCUGUGUUCUUCAUCGUCAUCGUAAUCAUCGAUUCGAAAACUGCGAUAACCGCGACUGAUAAACUGUCGGCACUGCUGGCGGUGUCUGGGUAUAUCCCUCGUUUAGACGAUUAUUUCACUACACACGCUUUUUCGAAUCGUCUCAAAGAUGCUCAGACAGAAUUGAGUGAAAAGUAACGCCACCGAUCUGCUCAUCUUUUAUCACUCUCCAAUGCCUAUUUUCAGUCGAUGCAUACCAUGUUACUGAUAAGUAACACAAUUGUCUCAAGUGCUUUACUGUUUUUAAAAGGAAGGAUCUACCAGUUGAUUUUUAUGGGACUCACGCACAGUCGAAGGAAUUAUUUUUCAUUCAAUUCGCGUGUACUCUGUGUAAGCUUUAUUCACUCGCUUAAUUAGACCGCGAACCUUGUUCCUAUUCUCAUUUCUUAAGUUUCUCUUUUUUUAUCGCUUGAACUUUGACAAAUUUUUAUAAUUACGCGCGUUCAAAACUUAUUUGCCUCUUUCGUUCUCUUUUUUACUUAGUUCCGUAUUUGGUAGAAAUUAAGUAGAAUUUAUAGUGUUACGUUGUGCUACAUGUUUUAAAGUGACCGACGAGUUAACGCGAUGCGCGUAUUUUAUCGUUUUCUAGUCUAGUUUCUCUUCACCCUUGUUCUUCGCACCAUUCAAACACCGACGAACACCUUUCUUUUAUAGUUAAUCGUAUGUACAACUACCUAGGCACCUUAUCGGAUUUAGAUAGCAACUGAACCUGCACCCUGCACCGCGAACGUUUCGCCUUUCUUCAACUACUAUUCUCACGAUUUUAGUUUAUCAGAAACCAUCGGGACGCAGGUACGAUGUUUUAUAAGCGGGUGUAACGUAACGAAAAACAAUUUUGCUGCUGUGCUGUAAGCGUUAUUCCAUUUCAUUGGUCGAAACUGUUAUCAAAAUCAGUCGCGAUAAAAUGCAACGAGAAAACAACAAAAAGAGAAGUCAGUCCGGAUCGAAAGGUAACGAUUGUUUCUUGUCCUCCUAUACAUUAAUUUAUUUAAUUGUCAAACGACUGGAAAAGAAAAUUCGUUCAUUUUAUCAUUUAACGGUUCAAGGAAGAAACGCGAAUAAGAUACGUCGAUGUUCAUACGUGUUUAAUAGAACUCUCAGUACAGUAAUGAUAAUGUUAUUAAAUAUGGUAAAUAAUAAUCGACAUUAACGUGCCAGCAAUGUAAAGUGAUGUUACGGAUUUAAUUGAUCGUCAUCGUCAGCCCUCGUUUCCGCCGGCAACUCAAUACCCAUGAUGUCCGCGAUGAAAUCUUUGUAAGAUAUGCUCUGUAUCAUAAAAAUAAUAAUACACUACUUUCGGCGAGCCUAAA
Molecule: messenger RNA, 8145 nt
Organism: Ceratina calcarata
Lineage: Eukaryota; Metazoa; Arthropoda; Insecta; Hymenoptera; Apidae
Gene: MESR4
Product: misexpression suppressor of ras 4
Exons: 2
Coding region: 118-5448 (1776 amino acids)
Source: RefSeq, a predicted model, not a curated record